Molecule: messenger RNA, 1485 nt
Organism: Cadophora gregata
Lineage: Eukaryota; Fungi; Ascomycota; Leotiomycetes; Helotiales; Ploettnerulaceae
Exons: 3
Coding region: 1-1485 (494 amino acids)
Biological process (GO): transmembrane transport
Cellular component (GO): membrane
Molecular function (GO): transmembrane transporter activity
Source: RefSeq, a predicted model, not a curated record
AUGUCUUCAAAUGCCGCCGAGACAUAUAUUGCUCCAAUCGAGCCAACCAAGACCGAGCCUAAGGAGAAGGUCUCUGGCAAAGAUGAUGAGACAAGCGAGGAAUUGGUAGAAGUCUACAUCGACCCUGUUCUACAAACUAGGAUCUUGAGAAAGCUCGAUACACGCCUAGCACCCCUUUUCUGUGCCCUCUAUUUCCUCUCAUACUUGGAUCGCAGCAACAUUGGCAAUGCCGCCGUUGCUGGAAUGACAGAGCAGCUCAACCUGAGUGGUGCUCAGUAUAGCACAGCAGUGAGCGUUUUCUUUGCGACAUAUGUCACCUUCAUCUUCCCCCUGGUCCUCGCCCUGAAGAAAAUCAAGACUCACCGCGGAAUCACCUUCAUGGCGGCUGCUUGGGCUAUCGUCACUAUUGGCACAGCAUUUGUGAAGUCCUAUGGCUCCCUCGUUGCUUGCCGACUGGUUCUGGGACUUUGUGAAGCGGGUUUCUUUCCCUGCAUCAGUCUGUACAUCACCAUGGUUUACAACCGCAAGGAACAGGGCCUCCGAUUUGCCUAUCUAUUUGCAGCCACCUCCUUCUCCGGCAUGUUCGGCGGACUUAUCGCAACUGGAAUCACCAAGAUCGGUGAAGCUGGUGGACUUCGGGCUUGGAGCUGGCUGUAUAUCGUGGAGGGGCUCGUUUCUCUGCUCAUCGUGCCAUUCGUGUGGUAUGGACUACCUGAAAAGCCAGCUGAUGCCAAGUGGUGGACACCAGAGGAGCGUGAAGCGAUGCUUAUCCGAGAGCAACUUCGUCUUGAAUACAUGGGCCGCGAGAAGUUUGACUGGAAGCAGGUCAGGUCGGCGCUCAAGGAGUGGAGAGUUUACACAGGUGCUCUGAUUCAGUUCUUCCAGGACAUUAUUCUGUAUGGCUUCAGUACGUUCCUCCCCUCAAUCCUUCGCAACGGUCUCGGAUACAGCCGAAUGGAAGCGCAAUACCUGAGCGUCCCCGUUUACCUACUCGGUGGAAUCUCCUUCUUCGUAGCUGCCACUAUCGGCGACAAGUACGGACUCCGAGGCUCCGUUCUGCUAUUCCUCGAUGUGUUUGCUGUCAUCGGAUAUGCACUUUUGGUUGCUUUAGAGAACAAUGCUGUCAAAUAUGCAGCUUGCUACCUCAUUGCCAUACCGCUAUACUGCGGUCCAGGACUGAAUGAAACUUGGAUUGUCAAUAAUACGGCGCCACACUAUCGACGUGCAACAGCACUUGGUCUUUCACAAGCUAUUGGCAACAUUGCCGGUGUUGUUGCACCUCAAGUCUAUCGCAAGUCGCCAUAUAUGCUAGGACACUGGAGCUCGCUUGGAUCGGCACUGAUCUGUAUGGCUCUGAUCUCGAUUCAGCUCGUUUACUACAAGAUACAGAACAUGAAGAAAGAUAAGAUCGUACGAGGCGAGAGAGAAGAUGACAGGAAGGGGACUACUGGCGAAGACAAUUUGGACUUCAAAUAUUUGUACUGA